This is a messenger RNA of Mobula hypostoma (lesser devil ray), 4398 nucleotides long. RefSeq names its product lysophosphatidic acid receptor 4-like. Gene Ontology annotation, cellular component: plasma membrane. Gene Ontology annotation, biological process: phospholipase C-activating G protein-coupled receptor signaling pathway; positive regulation of Rho protein signal transduction. NCBI's taxonomy places the organism in Eukaryota, Metazoa, Chordata, Chondrichthyes, Myliobatiformes, Myliobatidae. The record is from RefSeq and is a predicted model, not a curated record. Gene Ontology annotation, molecular function: G protein-coupled receptor activity. The transcript has 3 exons. Bases 412 to 1407 code for a protein of 331 amino acids.
UUUCCUUCUGCUAGCCACUAAACCCCCGCCACUCUUGCCCCCCCCCCACUUCGAGGUCUCUGCUCCUUUGUGAAUGGGUUUCGCUCACCCUGCCCACGUUCCUGAUGCCGGCAGUCCUAGCGGGGAGGGGGUGGGUGGUGCUGUUUUCAUGCCUCGAUUUCUAAUUUGAACGUGCAUCCUGUUUUGAACCCAUUGUGCUGUGCAAGUGAGAGAAGGCGGCUGAAAUUUCUGGAGAUCCUCUGCCACGCAAUGACCUGCCUCCGACCGACUCAAACCUAUACAAUUACUCUUCUAGUCAGCGCCAGCCUUUGCACAGAGAUUGAACCACAGCCUCCCAGCAGGGAGUAGUCCAUCAAUCACCGUCCACCGCUGUGUCCAUCCAGCAGGAGAGCCCAGUAAUCUGGCCUUGGGAUGACAAUGAACGGGAUGAACACUACGAACAUGACGAAAGACGAGGUCCUCCCCCUCCCCUUCACUGUGGUCUACGCCAUCAUCAUCGUGCUGGGCCUGGUGUUCAACGCGGGCGCCCUGUGGGUCUUCAGCUGCUACAUCCGCCUACGCUCGGGCACCACCAUUUACAUGCGCAACCUGGCCACUGCCGACCUGCUGCUGGUUUGCUUCCUGCCUUUGUACAUCGGCUCCUCCUACCAACAGGAACUAAAGAAAAUCUGCAAGUUCACUUUCCUCAUCUUCCUCAUCAACAUGUACACCAGUAUCUUCUUCCUGGCCUGCAUCAGCAUGGACCGGUGCAUUGCCACCCUGUUCCCCCUCCGCUUGCCCAUGCGCCAGCUUCGCCGGGCAGCCACGUGGGUCAGUGCCCUGGUGUGGAUCUUUUCCGUCAGUGCCAGCCUCCCUCCUUACCUCAUCUGGAAGUUAAACCACUCCGGAAACACCAGCAUGGACGGUGAGUGCCUCCAGUUAGAGACCAUUACCAAGAAAACGACCGUCGCAGUCACCCUCAGCCUCGGCUUCACGCUGCCAUUCUGCCUUCUGCUGGUCUCCUCUCUGGUGGCACUGUGGGCACUGCGGAAAGGUCAGAAGAAUGGUUCGCAGCUACAGAAGGUGCCAAAGGCGCAGGGCAUGAUCCUGGCCAACCUGCUCAUCUUCACCUUCUGCUUCCUGCCCUACCAUGCCCUCCUCUGUUUCUACAAGAGACUGUUCAGCCACUCGCCUGAGCUGGCUCUCCAGUUCUUCCAGGCCUCCCAGCUGCUGGCCAGCUCCAACGCUGUGCUGGACCCCGUUCUGUACUACUUCAACACUGAGGCCUUCCGGGAAACGAGGCCAGUUAGCGCUGUGCGCAGCGUGGCGGAUUGUGGGUGCUGGAGGGCAGCCGAAACCUCUGAAGGGGAUAACAGGAUGAGACCUUCAGAGACAGUUACCUUCCUCUCGGUGGCUAAGGUUUCCUGACCUGCCAUCCGGUCAAUGGCUCAUGUUUGUUUAUUUAUUGAUCACACAUGGGAUGAGAGUGUAUGUGUUAAUGUCAGAAGCAAAGGAGUACCCAAAUGGGCCUGUUAUUAAGCAGGGAGAGAUGCAAGAGUAAAGCUCCCUCCACACUGUCCCAUCACACACUCUCAGAGUCAGACACAGAGUGAAGCUCCCUCCACACUGUCCCAUCACACACUCUCAGAGUCAGACACAGAGUGAAGCUCCCUCCACACUGUCCCAUCACACACUCUCAGAGUCAGACACAGAGUGAAACUCCCUCUACACUGUCCCAUCACACACUCUCAGAGUCAGACACAGAGUGAAACUCCCUCUACACUGUCCCAUCACACACUCCCAGGGUCAGACACAGAGUGAAACUCCCUCCACACUGUCCCAUCACACACUCCCAGGGUCAGGCACAGAGUGAAUCUCCAGCUACACUGUCCCAUCACACACUCCUAGGGCAUGGAUUAGACACAGAGUCAUGUUGUGGUCAGUAUAGGCUUACCUGGGGGUUCCAGUUUAGUUGGAAGAGACAAAAGAACAGACACAGGAGGGGAAGCAGAGGAGGGCCAGUGGGCUUCAUUGUAUUUACUUGAAUGUGCAGAGACGUGUGUAGGGGGAGGAGCUGAGAACAUUGCUCAACAAGUGGGAUUACAAUAUUGUCACCAUCACAGAAACAUGGUUGAGGGAAAGAUACGGGCCUUUGGGUUUUGUGGAGUGAGGUAGCAGAGAUGAUAGUAGUUUGGAGGGAAAAAAGUGGCCUUGAAAUGUUCUUUUCAAGAAGGAUUAAGGAGAAUCCCCAAAUCUUGUAUAACCUUGUAAUGUAUCCAGGAAUUAUAUUAGAAACUUGAGACUGUCUGGGGAAUGAUUUGUUCUUCAGGGAUAGAGGGGUGAACAAUAUCACAGAGGGGUAACUGAUGGGAAUGAGUGAAGUUUGAAGUGGACACAUUUCAUGACUAACCACCAGGGAGAAGGAUAAGGAGCAUGGAGAGUUAAGGGAGGAAUCCGCUAAUAUUUUGUGCCAGGAGGGAGGACCAGUUGGAGUGAUUAGCACACACUGUUGGACAUAACUCCAGCGCCAUAUAUGAUAAAUGACCGCAAGAGAAGAAAUUUAUGGGGCUCUGCUGGAGAUUUCUGUGCUUUAGCCUAGGGCAAGAUGCCAGUAGAUUGGAUAACUAACCUUGUCUCUUUGCUCAAAAAAUGCAUAAUAAGCCUAGUAACUACAGUCAGCCUUACGUCCAUGCUGUGGAAAUUAUUGCAAGAAAUUCAGACUUACGGUAGUGGACGGGUGUUCAUCUGACUGGAAUUUUCUAACUGGUGGAAUACCACUGGGACCUUUAUAAAUGGCUUGCAUGAGGAUUUAGGGGUAUGAUAAGUAAGUUUGUGGAUAGGAUGAGAACUGGGGGUUUAGACAUAAGGUUGUCUAAGAAUACAGCACGACAUAGAUCAGUCGGAGAGCUGGGCAGAGCAGUGGCAGAUGAAAUUUAACCCAGGCAAGUGUGAAGUGGUGCACCUUGGGACGCCUAACGACAGGGCGUGUGCAGUAACUGUUAGGGGUCUCCAGAGCAUCGACGUACAGAGGGCCACUGGGUUGCAAGGUCAUUGCUCCUUGAAAGUGGUGACGCUGGUGGAUAGGAUGAGUGAAGCGGUGUUUGGUACAUUUGCCUUUUUACACUGAAGCAUUGGAUAUAUGACCUGGAACAUCAUGAUGGUGUCGUACAAAAUCGUACAAACAGCUGGAGUUUUGUGUGCAGUUGCAGACAGCACACUAUAGACCUGAUGAAGGGCCUCGCCCCAAAACGUCGGUUGUCCACGGGUUCCUCAAGUGCCUUUGUGCGUUUCUCCAGAUUUCCAACCAUCUGUAGUCUCUCUUGCGCCUCUAAUGGAAAGAUGCAGUAGCAAUAGGAGGCAGUGCCAGAUGUUGCCUGGAAUGGAGGCCUUUAUAAGGCUAGGCUGGGAUUGCCUCUUGGGAGGGUACAAGGCUGAGGGGUGACUUUAUAGAGAUUUACCGGGGGGGGCAGAGAUAAAGGUAAGGGGUGAAAGUCAUUUUCCUAGGGCAAGGGAGUCUCGAACUCAAGAACACACGUUUGAGGUGUGAGGGAAGGAAAACAGAUCUACGGAGUAAAUUUUUCAGACAGUGGAUGGUGGGAAGCCUGAGGGAGAGACAGUGACAACUUUUUAGAGCCAUUUGGACGGGUUCAUGGAUAGGAACGUUGUGGAGAGGCAUGAGCCAAUCUCAGGCAAAUAUGACUCACACUGAUAAUAGUAGAGGAGGGGGGAGGAAAUACGCCAAUAUCAAUACAAGACUUGUUAGAUGGGAAGCUGAUAUCAGCGUACUUGGCUGCAAGAGCUAUAGUGUCACCGGCCACUCACAGAACCAUAAAAAGUCAGAUCGGCAGUGCAUUGAGGGUCCUUACUGGAUAAACUUAAUGUACAGUUGAAGUCAGUAGUUUACAUACACCUUAGCCAAAUACAUUUUAACUUUCCCCACUCACCUUAAAAGGAUGUUCUCUGGUAUCAGCCUUUGCCCCUGUACUUCCAGGAAAAAGACACUUGCAGUCCACUCUGUCUUUGCCUGUCUUACUCUCAUACAUCUCCACCAUGUGGCCUCUGAUCAUCCUUCACUCCAAACAGAAAGCCCCAGCUUGCUCAGUCUUUCCUCAUAUGACACGCUCCCCAUCCAGGUAGUUUUCCGGUAAACCUCCUCUGCACCCUCUGUAAAGUUUCCACAUCCUUCUUUCAAUGAGGCAAGCAGAACUGAGCACAAUAUUCCAAGUGUGACGGGGGCAGGAGGGUGCAGGGUGCAGGGCGACGGGCGACGGGUGGGUAUAUUUACCCUUCCUGGUGGUCCAUUUGUAACUGUGUGGCACUGGGUUCUUCAGCUGACUCCCCGCAUUCUGGCAGAUCCAAGGACAGACAAAGCCUCCGGGCUCCAGUUCCUGAGGGUCGAGAGGGGAAAGGGGAGGUGGG